AUGUCGAAUGACGACAAAGAAAUUCCGAACAGUAUGUAUUGGAUCCAUCCUCUGAAGGAGGAUAAUUGGAUGCCAUGGAAGAGGUGCAUGACCGCAUUUGUGGACGAGAAGAAGCUUCUCGGCUAUGUCACAGGUGAGAUACAGAAACCGGAGCCGAGUGCUAAUCCGAAUAUCAGAGAGACGCGCGAUGCCGAGAUCCAGAAGUGGGGCAAGAAGGAUCAGAGGGUGAGGAAUUUGAUCAUCAAGUGCUUGGACGAUGCACAGGUGAUUCAUACGGAAGGAGUGAUGACGGCACAUCAUAUGUGGGAUCUGCUUCACACGGUAAAGGAGCCAAAAGGACAACAUGGAAUAAUAGCGUUGAGUCGAGUUUUCUAUGAUUACCAUGCUGAUGAAGGUGUAAAUAUUCUGAAGCACGUUGCCAAGCUCCGGGAGAUACAUGAAUAA
Messenger RNA from Sparassis crispa, 444 nucleotides. RefSeq lists its product as hypothetical. The transcript has a single exon. The coding region runs from base 1 to 444 and encodes 147 amino acids. The record is from RefSeq and is a predicted model, not a curated record. NCBI's taxonomy places the organism in Eukaryota, Fungi, Basidiomycota, Agaricomycetes, Polyporales, Sparassidaceae.